AUGGACGACCCUUCCUUCAUCCAGGACAAAGCCAAACUCGAGCAGCAAUAUGUCCACAAUGUCUACGAUGCGAUAGCUCCACACUUCAGUGCCACUCGCUACAAGCCCUGGCCUGUUGUUGAUGAUUUUCUCAAAGGCCUCCAGCCCGGGUCUCUUGGAGCGGACGUUGGAUGUGGAAACGGCAAAUAUCUCGGAGUCAAUCCAUCUGUCCUUACACUCGGGUCAGAUCGCGGCGAGCUUUUGCAGUUCGUCAAGGAACGAGGAUUCGAGGCCAUGAUUUGCGACAACUCGAGCCUGCCAUAUCGAUCGGGCGCAUUCGAUUUUGUCCUCUCAAUUGCCGUUAUUCAUCACUUCUCGACCCCCGAACGAAGGCUCAACGCCAUCCAGGAAUUGGUUCGAAUAUUGCGACCGGGAGGGCAGCUUCUCAUUUUCGUUUGGGCUUUCGAGCAACAGGGCCGUCGCAAAUUCGAAAAGCAGGACGUUUUUGUGUCAUGGCAAAUGAAUAAGCGAGUAUACUAUCACCUCUUUACCAAGGGCGAACUGGAUGAGCUAGUUUCCCGAGUUGAAGAGGCCGAGAUUGUACAGUCUGGGUACGAUCGAGACAACUGGUAUAUUGUCUGCGAAAAGAAAUGA
Polychytrium aggregatum is the source of this 633-nucleotide messenger RNA. Its product is annotated as S-adenosyl-L-methionine-dependent methyltransferase. Lineage: Eukaryota; Fungi; Chytridiomycota; Chytridiomycetes; Polychytriales. The record is from RefSeq and is a predicted model, not a curated record. Bases 1 to 633 code for a protein of 210 amino acids. Gene Ontology annotation, cellular component: cytoplasm; nucleus. Gene Ontology annotation, biological process: tRNA wobble uridine modification. The transcript has 8 exons. Gene Ontology annotation, molecular function: tRNA binding; S-adenosylmethionine-dependent methyltransferase activity.